This is a messenger RNA of Angiostrongylus costaricensis, 471 nucleotides long. Lineage: Eukaryota; Metazoa; Nematoda; Chromadorea; Rhabditida; Metastrongylidae. The record is from the annotation of a GenBank genome assembly.
AUGUAUUACCUCAAUUUUAGAUGGGAUGGCGUUCGUGAUGUGCAUAUUUGGCUUUGGGAAACUGGCCACGAUUUUUCCUCAGCUAUUCAAUCGUUCAAUUGCGGGACCAACAAGUUUAUAAAGAACCAUAUCUUUCGUCGCUUGCGUUGGCUCGGGAGCAAGACUGCUUCUCACAUCGUGGCAUUGUUUUACCUUGCAAUUUGGCAUGGAUAUCAUCUAGGAUAUUUUCUCCUCUUCUUUUUCGAAUUUGGAUGCGUGAUUGCUCAGGAACAACUGUACUUCCUGAUUGAAUGUACUCCUUGCUGGCGUGAUUUCAUUGCGAAGCCUGCGGUUAGACCAUUGGUUUGGGUUUUCGGUCGCGUUACUACCAUGUACAGUAUGGGAUUUGGAUUCCUAUGUUUUGGCCUUGUGAAGACGAAGUACUGGAUUGGGGUAAACAUUACUACACAUUGUUCUAUAGCUUUAUGCUAA